AAAACGCACGUUUCUCGGCCGACGCUCAUGGGGAUCAGUCGAGUGUGUACAGUGCUACCGUGUGGACGUUUACUACCCUCGGAGCACUUUCGGGAAGCCGUGUGUGCGUGCGUGUGAGUGCGUGUGUGAGUGUGGUGUGUGAAGUGGUUGGAAAAGCGGCGGUUUGCUCGUAGGCAAUUAAGUUCGGCCCACUGAACCGUGUCGUGUGCCGAGUGAGUGUUUUGUGCUUGUUACCGCGUGUGAUUUCUUUCAAUUAUCCUGAAAAUCGUCACAAAAUAUUUAUAAAAGGAAAAAAGGUGAUAUUAUUCGUAUGUGAUUUGUGGCUUUGCGAUUUGCUAGUGAGAGGCCAGUUUAUAUGCGCGACCAGUGAUUGUCGCGUAGUGUCGUUUUGUUGUGGCAGCGAACAACCGACCGGUGAGGCGAUACCCUACCUGCUCCUAACCGGCAUGAUAUAGGGGCUAUGGGACGGGCAGCAACCUGUGCAAACAUUUCACCAAGGAAUUAUUGAUGCAGUCGUAGUCAACGUGUUGAGACGAAGGAAGAAGAAAAAAGUGUAGUGAGACAGAGACGGCGGCGGGAAGAUGCCGUCACGGAAUGCCCUAUGGAUGUGGAUAAAGCUCCUCGGGCUGGCACUGGCGGUGCUGGACCACGCGUCGGUGACGGCACAAUCGAACUCACCGCAAACAUGCCCGCCGGGUAGCGACAUCAGCCCGUGCGUCUGCCAGGUGAAGAAGAACGGGCUGGACAUCCUGUGCGAGGCAACGGACGUACAGCACAUCACUAAGGCGAUGAGCGCGCUGAAGGGCAAGAGCCCGAUCAUCUUCUACCUGAAGCUGCGCCACAACAAUCUACCGAAGCUGCAGGGUUUCGUGUUUCUGGCGCUCGACAUUCGGCACCUUACCAUCCACAACAGCAGUCUCGCCACCAUCGAGGAAACGUCGCUCAGCUCGCUAGGACGUGGACUCACCCAGCUCGAUGUGUCCCAAAAUCAACUGAUGAGCGUACCGUCGAGUGCGCUCAAGAAUCUUCACUAUCUGCUGAUCCUGAACCUGAACCACAACCGCAUCUCCCAGAUCCACAACCGGGCAUUCGAAGGUUUGGAUACGCUCGAGAUUCUUACCAUCUACGAGAACAAGCUUACAUUCAUCGAACCGGACGCGUUCCGUGGGCUGGACAAGAAGCUGAAACGGUUGAAUCUGGGCGGAAAUGACCUUACCGCCGUCCCGCAGAAAGCACUCUCGAUGUUGGAUAAUCUGCGGAAGCUCGAACUUCAGGAGAACCGCAUCAAAACAAUCAAGGAAGGAGAUUUCGAAGGUCUGGAGAAUCUGGACUCGUUGAUUUUGGCUCACAAUCAGCUUACGGAAGUUCCGGCCAGGGUAUUCUUUCAUCUCACGCUACUGAACUCACUCGAGCUGGAGGGUAACUCUAUCUCGUACAUCGCGAAGGAAGCGUUCGAAGGAUUGGAAGAAAACCUACAAUAUCUUCGCCUAGGGGACAAUAAUCUCCACAUCAUCCCGAGCGAAGCGUUGCGUCCGCUGCACCGUCUGCGGCACCUGGAUCUACGCUCCAACAACAUCUCCGUUAUUAGCGAGGACGCAUUUGUCGGGUUUGGCGAUUCGAUAACCUUUUUAAAUCUUCAGAAAAACGACAUCAAGGUUCUGCCGGCGCUCGUGUUCGAAAAUCUCAACUCCCUCGAGACGCUCAGCAUUCAGAACAACAAGCUAACGCGCAUACCGGAGGAGGUGAUGGAGCCGAUCAUGGACUCGCUGCGUGUCGUUGAUAUUAUGGAUAAUCCACUGAUCUGCUCGUGCGAGCUCGUCUGGUUCCCGAACCUGCUGCGGGAGCUGAAAAACCGGGACGACGAGAUGACCCAGAAGAAGCGCCCGAUGUGCACGAUGCAGAACGAACACCGGGAGUACUACGUCCAGAACAUGCCGCUCGAGCGGAUGAACUGUGUCGGCAAGAAGUACCACACGUCGUCACUCAGCGGCAACGGUACGCCGGGCCGGGAAACACUGCUGCCCACGCUCGUUGCACUCGUGACCGGAAGCGCCCUGAUUGGUUACGGCAGGAUGCGCUAGAAUGGGAGUGUGCGUGUUUGAGUGGAAGAAGAAGGGUGAGUAGGUAGGGGAUGCUACUAUAUUGGGGGGAGUAAAACAUGGUGGGAAAAGUACUGUGACGCAAAGAAAAGAAAAAACAGAGCGAGUACGUUCGAGGAAAACAAAAUACACAAAAAAACAAACAGAUGGGAGAAAAUCUAACUCGUGUAGCGUAGGAUAAGCAAAAAAUAGGAGACUUGGGCUUUGGCAAAGGUUGGGGCCGGAAGAUAAAACAAAUGGCUGGAAAACGGCUUGGAAUGGGGAAACGGCGGAAACAAAUACAAAUGUCACUUUGAUUUUCCACACACUUGCUGUUUUGGCUGAUUUGCGAUUUGCGAAACCGCAUCGCAACGCGUUCGUUGUGCGGACGGCAAACCUUUGCGCCGGUGGAUUCGGUUCCACCACGAACGAAAGGGUAGCGCCUCCCCCGCCGGCAAAAAGGGAAAAACAAACAAACCAAAAACCAAACAAGAAAAAUCACAUUACCAAAGAGUCUUUCAAUGAAGUAAACUAUGCAUACGUUUCCGGAACGCGCUCCUUACCCAAACGAUCUUAUCGCUCGCGUUAAGGAAAUGCUUCCGGAAAAGGGGAAAAAUGGUGUUAGCUUCCAGGGCAAAAUCGUAUUAAACGAGCACACACCCAGCACUCACGCUUGUGUGUGUGAUUAGAGCAGACAACAAAAAUUAUCAUGCUUCACUGAGUUUGAGCAUUUUUGUUGCUUCCAUUACACACAGUUCGGUUCAGCAAAAAACAAGGGAAAGGAAAAAGCUUUUCCGUGAAAAUUUGUUUCCAUUUUAGGGUAGGGCUAUUUCAUGCGUAGAAUGUAAAGGGUGACUCUAUGUACUGCACCGUUCAUCUAAUUCAUCCACACCAAUUCCAGUAGAAUGUAGGGACAUGCUUUGACGAGAUGCAAAUGCAAAGGGUUAGUUGACGGAAAGCAUAGAAUAGUGUAAGGAAUGGUCACUUUAUGGCACGCUCGACACACAUUCACACAGCUCGAGCAUGCACGUGAAACCGUUCAAGUGUUCGCCGAAACGAAACGUGGACCGUUGCCAAGUGUCAGGUGCAAAGGUCCGCGUUUCGUGCACUGGACGGUCAGUUGCAGUUUUCCAUUUUUUUUCUGCAGUACUGCAUCCUUUCAUUUAGCGAUAGGAUAGGAUCCGUACAUCGGUCAGAAAAAAAACCUUCUCUUGAUCGAACAUACAUAUCUGCAGCGCUACAGGGAGGAAAAAGAGAUGAAUGUAGUUAAACCUAUUUACAUGUUAGGAGGUGUAUUUUACAUCUUCAUUCACCACUCGCUCGUCACAAACGGCUUCUCCGGUGUGCGUGUUUUCCUUUUCCACUAGCUGUUCACAGGAAGCAUCGUACAGAUCUAUUUACAACACAAACUCUGAAAGCACGCACCCUAGUGCAUUUAAAAGAGGAAAAGAAAAGCAAACAAAGGAGAAAAACAUAUCAAUGUAUGAAGUUAAGCACUAACACUUAAGAAUGUUUUUGCAUUUUACCCUAAUAUACACGUAUACGCAUAUAAUUGCGGCCUCCCACAAGAGAGAAAGAGAAAAAAAACGUAUCAAAUAUAUAAACACACACGCGUAUAAAGCAAAACAAAAGAAAAAACAUAUAUAUGUAUUGCACCACUUCAAUGUGAAGCUACUAAAUGAGAUAAGCGACAAGCGCAAAGAAAAACCUAACCUUAUCAAAAAUGAAACAUAUCAGAUGAUGAAUUUAAUUGUUUGCAUUUGCACAGGAAGCAAAGCAAAACCCCAAUUUUCACACUAGAUGUCUAUAUUUAAUGAACAACAUUAUUAAAAAUGAAAAAUACAAGAUGAAUUAAAUAUUAUUAAAAAAACAUAUCAAAACAAACCCAGUAUUCCUUCAACAUAUGAGCAUUAAAAUACGCAUAAGAUACCGGUUAGAUAAUAGGGAAUGAGGGGAUGAGCAAAUGAAACGAUACAAUCAGCCUGUUUGUUGUUACAUUUUGAUACAUUUUUGUCUGUAUGCGUGUUGCGUCAGUUCAGAUGGUAGGCACGGUCCCGCUUUACAGCAAAAUGGCAUGGGAAAAAAGAAAAUCCUAUCACGGUUUCUUCCUGAUAAACCCCCCCGAAAAAACAUAUCAACAUAACGUAGGAGAGACGAUAAAGUAAGAACACAUGCAACACACAUAUCAUCCCCCCUUUGUGGAGAAAGCUUGCUCGUGAGCAUUUGGUACGCACGCUUUUGUGCGUACUAUCAAGCGUAUUUCAUGAUACAUAAAGUGCAUAUCAAUCUUUCGGAAGCUUCCCAUACCUGGCCCAGAACUUUCACCGUCAACUUCAGCGUAGGAUAAGGGUUGAUAAAAUCAGCUAAGCUGGAUGUCGUGUGACAUCUCACGUAUGUCCUCCAUCUUUCAGGACGAAGCAUAAAGACCACACCUUCACACAGGCACACACACACAUAUCCAAACAUAUCAUUAGAUGGUAAGCACAUUAAUCACGCCCUGCUUGCCCCUCACCCCAUCCAUCCCCUCCCAAGUUGCCUCCCCUCCCUUUUACUCUUAUCAAAUGGGAGAGAGUAGUAGUGUGGUGGGGUGAGAUGGAAAAGGGAAGCAAGAUUUAAAUUGUAAGUGUAAAUCAAAACUGCUACGCUGUGCCCAGCAGACCGUGAAAGUCCACAUGUACCCUACGCCACUACUUGUCUUGUGCUAGUUGUAUGCAAACCGUGUGUAAAAGUUUGCACAAUUUGCGAAUGUUUCGGUUUUCUUCCUUUCCGAUCGAUGUCAAUUAAUGCUACAGAACAAAAAUUGCAACCAAGGGCCAACAAAAUGGCAACGCAUAAGGCAUAAAGCACAGGUACAGCAACAUAAAAGCACACACACACACACACACACACACUCACAUAAGAAACUCAAUCUUCGUACACAACACAACUGCAGUGAAAAAUACUUUAACAAGAGAAAACAAGAAGCUUAUCCCUAGACGUUUCGCACAAUCAUUAAUGCACGCGUUUCGGUGUAUUUUGCCUACUCGGAAUACUGUUACUACAAAUACUCGUGAAGGAGAGAGCGAGAGAAAGGUGAGGACAAAUUCUCUGGUUAGAACUUUCUUUUUUUACAAAGAUCGUUACACCAAAGCUGGAACAAAGAAAAGAAGCUGCUAGGGCUAGAGAUGAGGUUAGGAUAUUUGAUCCGGACUCCUUCUUCUUGCAAGUGUUAUACUGUUUCAACAGAGCAAAGCAGAGAGAUGAUCAACAAGAUACGAUUUGCAUCCAAAAUAUAUUCUUAUAAGUAUACACACAAACACAGGCGCACAUUUCAAGAAAGGAUUUGCUCUGUGAAUGAACUACGAAAUUAGCUUCGGGCAACCUGUUGUUUCUUCCAAUGGUUACAAAUUUCAGUUUUGUGAGGGUAUGACUGGUUCACAUGGAAGGAUUACCUGUUGGAAUAACUACUUCUUAGUAGCGAGAAGGAGUUAAGAAAUCUUCUUGCUUUUCUGACAUUUCUUGAAGCAAUGUCCAAGUAACUCCAACAUUCUUUUUUUGUGCUAAAUGAUAAAAUGACGUCUUGAAAAUAUUUUUCUCCUUUUAAAUUUUUUUCCUAACUAGAUGCUAAACACUAACACACCUAAAAGCCCGCAAAACACUCAACGGAACGGGUGCAGUGGCGUAUAUUUUUGACUCAAUUUUCAACAACUUCUCUCGGUGUCUUGUUGUGAGUUCGUGUGUUGCAUGCCUGUACAUGUGUGUGCGUGAACGUUCAAACCUAUCAUUUUCCCGUCCCACGUGCAAGUGGAAGUAUUAGUGGAUCGUAUGAUGACGCAAAACUAUGCGUUCUGAUCAUGUAUUAAGUGUCAUUUCAAUCACUCUCUACCAGUAUCGGUGUUCUUGUUGCUCGUAACGCGGUGGCAGCUAAUUGAGGGAGGAAAGUGCGAAGAGCGAAACAAACCAAAAUAAAAGGAAGACAUUUAAAUUUUUGCACUCACACAGCAAUUGAUUGCAGCACAGAUCAUUCUGCACGUAUAAUGUAAAACACCACCAGUAAAACCAAAUAUCUCAAGCAUGACUCUCAAAACUGUGUCAAUAUGUGAAAUGGUAAAGAAGCGACGAGGAAGGAACAAACACUCACACUUUCCUGUUGGAAGUGGAGAAGAACUCAUACUCAAACUUCAAUUCAAUUCAGCGUGGUACAGAAGACAAAUUACUGUUACUCUAAUUGUUCGUUUAUUUAAGAUACGAAAUGCUUGUUGUUAUUGAAACCAAUUUUCACACGUUUCUCAAGAAAUUAUAAGAAUUAUACAAUUGAAACAAGAUUUGCAACAAAAAGAAAGUAAAAACCCCACGAACCCUAAAGAAUCUGAAAAAGACGAGGAGAAACAAAUCAACCAAACAGAGCAAGCAUCCGAUAGUCUCACGAGAGCACAAUUUAAUGAAAUCGAAAACCAGUUGAUGAAACGUGCAACAGAAAUGAACAAACAAAAAUACACCCGAAAACCCAGUAGUAAAAAGCAGUAAAAACACGACCUGCUAACGUGUAGCACUAGAGAAGAAAACAAAACAUAGCAGAAACAAAACAAAAAAAUCAACCAUCGGCAACCAUCUGUGAGCCAGUAGAGUAGACAACGGCAAAAUCAACCAUCCUGGUAAAUAGUGAACAGCAAUAGCAAACCACGUAGAGCACAUGUAGAUUCUGCCGACUAGAGCACACCCGUUCCGGUGUGGAAACCGUUCCGUUCCGGUGUGCAAGGGCGGGCAGGUUGUCGAAAAUGGAGUUAUAUUUGUAUUUGCAGGAAUGCACGUGCUGGCCUUACCCUACCAUCGUACACCGGCACGUGCAUAGGUACAGGCGACUAGUGGAAUGGCUGGCAUGGAAGGGUUCGAGCUAAUAUCGAUGCAAAUGAAUGCAUACCGUAUUAUGCAUCCGAUGGAAGUGAGCAUGUGUUGUGACUUGCUUCGAAGAAAGAGAGAGAGAGAGAGAGAGAAGGAUAGAGAGAAGAGGGAUUGAUAUUGAAAUAUGUGACGAUGGAUCGAGAGGAUGGCAGAAAAUUGAAGAAGGAAGAAGAAGUGAAAGGUCGAAAAAGGAUGAGCCAUAAAUGCGAUGCUAAAUAAUAAAGAAAUUUUCCCCGAUUUGAUUCGGAAAAGCCAA
This is a messenger RNA of Anopheles stephensi (Asian malaria mosquito), 7215 nucleotides long. Its product is annotated as slit homolog 2 protein-like. The transcript has 9 exons. The coding region runs from base 582 to 2081 and encodes 499 amino acids. NCBI's taxonomy places the organism in Eukaryota, Metazoa, Arthropoda, Insecta, Diptera, Culicidae. Gene Ontology annotation, molecular function: protein binding. The record is from RefSeq and is a predicted model, not a curated record.